Messenger RNA from Scheffersomyces amazonensis, 515 nucleotides. It is a transcript of the gene PHHB, whose product is annotated as 4a-hydroxytetrahydrobiopterin dehydratase. The transcript has a single exon. Gene Ontology annotation, biological process: tetrahydrobiopterin biosynthetic process. Gene Ontology annotation, molecular function: 4-alpha-hydroxytetrahydrobiopterin dehydratase activity. The record is from RefSeq and is a predicted model, not a curated record. The coding region runs from base 130 to 474 and encodes 114 amino acids. Lineage: Eukaryota; Fungi; Ascomycota; Pichiomycetes; Serinales; Debaryomycetaceae.
ACUAGUUCGCGGCAUUUACUGAGCACGAGGAAAUCGGCUGAGAUCGGUAGGUAUAUCACACAGUACAGACUAAUAGUACCCUGUGAGUAUAGUACAAUCCAGAAAUACUACUACAAUAGAGUACAGUACAUGUCUAAAGUGUUGGCUAGACAAGUGGUGCUAGACCAACUAAAGAGAAUCAAUGAUGCAGCCAGUAUCCCCCGAUGGUCAUUAACUACCAAUACCAGUACCAGUACCAAUACCAACAGCCAGAUGUUGGAAGCUCACUAUAAGUUAAAAAAUUUUAAAACUACUUGGAAAUUUUUAAAUAGUAUCGCCACCAUAGCACAUGACCAAAAACACCAUCCUACAAUUGAAACUACUUAUAAUAAAGUGAGGGUCACGACUACCACACACGAUGUCGGCAAUCAAAUCACCGAUCGCGACGUGGAGUUAGCGAGUGCGGUUGAGCGAGCAUAUACUGAGUAUGAGUAACGAGUAAGUAACGAGUAAGUAAUGAGUAUGUGUAUUGUAAU